Molecule: messenger RNA, 1155 nt
Organism: Culex quinquefasciatus (southern house mosquito)
Lineage: Eukaryota; Metazoa; Arthropoda; Insecta; Diptera; Culicidae
Exons: 2
Coding region: 131-901 (256 amino acids)
Source: RefSeq, a predicted model, not a curated record
CAUUAGUGCGGGUGUGGACAUUUUACUCGGGGCCGAACUCUUCUUCUCGUUAUUGCUUAGCCAGCAAUGUAAAAUAAAUGUUGGAUAUCCACUCUUACAGGAAACUGUGUUUGGACAUAUCGUGUCAGGGAUGUACGCGGGGCGUGGAGCAAACCCAUCGCUGUGCAUAAUCAGCAGUGCCAGCGGGCUGGAUGCCAUCCUAGAGCGAUUCUGGCAAGUGGACGACUUUGACCGCGGUCGAGCGCUGUCGCUAGACGAUAGGUGGUGUGAGGAUCACUUUAAUCGCACGGUUUCGCGUCGGGAUGACGGGCGUUACGUGGUACGGUUACCAAUCCGCGAAGAUCGAAGACCUUUUCUCGGUGACUCGUAUAAUCUAGCCCAGCGUCGGUUCCUGGCUAACGAGCGCAGAUUUGGAUACGACCAGCAGCUUCGCGACGACUACCUGCGAUUUAUGGACGAAUAUGCUGAACUCGGACACUUGGAACCGGGCUUACGCACAGGAAAUGCCGCGUACCGUCCAAGAUUUUUGGAAACGAUGGACUCGGGAUUACGUUCAUCAUUUGCAUCAACGUCCAAAAUGGCACCAAGGAACUCGAAACCCUCAGGUCGGCGAGUUAGUUUUGUUGAAACAAGAGAACCUUCCGCCGUUGCAAUGGAACAUCGGACGAAUAACCGCCACACAUCCGGGCAGAGACGGCAGGUGCAGGGUGGUCGACGUCCGCACCACAAGGGGAACUUACCGGCGUGCCGCAGCAGAAGUAUGCCUGCUGCCAAUCGAAACCGAGAGCAGCAAAUUAGAAAACCCAGCCCAGCACCAGAUGCAGCUCCCGACAAGCCAGCCCGAACUGUAAAAUUGUCAGAAGCUCGGUUCAAGGAGACUGAUGAAGCAGAAAGUGAGUAAAGGAGUUGACCCAGUCAACUAGGGGCAGGAUGUUUGUAGUAACACGAAUUGUUGUUGAAUAACAAUAAUUGUUUUUGAUUAGGAAUGCAAAUCAUCUCGGCGCAGCCCUACCACAAUGAAUUUGGUAGCGGUGGGCUGCGUUUAGGUGUUUCCGCCGUAGGUUAGGACAAUUACGAUAGGUAUGAUCGGGGAAUAAGUACAAAAAUAAAAUCACUUGGAAUUCGACCGCACACAGGACUACAUCUCUUCAAAAC